Molecule: messenger RNA, 561 nt
Organism: Setaria italica (foxtail millet)
Lineage: Eukaryota; Viridiplantae; Streptophyta; Magnoliopsida; Poales; Poaceae
Product: protein SWEETIE-like
Exons: 3
Coding region: 106-561 (151 amino acids)
Biological process (GO): carbohydrate metabolic process
Source: RefSeq, a predicted model, not a curated record
GGUUCGUUUCGGUUCGGCCGAAUGCCCAGGGCUACUCGUGUAGAUCUCGCUUGAACAAGACGACCCCCAAACGCCCGUCACGAGCUCCCGCCCCCACCCCUCACCAUGGCGAAAGGCGGCGGCGGGGAGCCCAUACCUCUGUCGCGGUUCGGCGCGCUGGUGGCGCAGCUCGAGUCCGUGGUGGCAUCGGCGAAGCAGAAGCCCCCCGACGCGCUCCUCUGCUUCGACCUCCUCUCCGAGCUCUCCUCCGCCAUCGACGAGGCCUCCAAGGAGACCAUACAACUUUGGCAAAGGAAAUGCGAGGAUGCUCUCCAAUCCUUGCUUGUCCUUGGGGCCCGGCGCCCUGUUCGGCGCUUGGCAUCAUCAGCGAUGGGCAGAAUAAUCGAGAAAGGCGAUGCGAUAUCCGUAUACUCAAGGGCGAGUACCUUGCAGGGGUGGUUGGUAGAUACGAAAAGAGCGGAGCCCAUGGCAUGUGCAGGUGCAGCACAAUGUCUGGGAGAAAUUUACCGUUUAUUUGGGCGCAAGAUUACAGCAGGGCUGAUCGAGACAUCAAGCAUGUAG